AUUGUUGAUGUUCGUCGUAAUACUGAAAAAAUAUCCCAAACCAUUCGCGUCUGUUGAAAACGGCAGCGAUGCACUCGUGACAUUAAAUGAAACUGUUUUCCCUGUAAAUAUUCAGAAAGGUUUAUAGAUGGCACCACAUGUCUAAGUGAGAUUCGCUUCUGGUUCUAUUUUGGUGAAAAAUUUCAAGUUAUCAUCAUCGUGAAAGCUGCAGUUAGUUUUGCUGUUGAUAUUUAUCGUUGAGGGAGGAAAAAAGAGUUAAUUAUCUUUGAUUAUGGAUGACGAUGAUGUUUUUGAUAAUGAUGAUGAUCUGACUGAAGCAUUUAAACGAGCUACUGACUUCGUAACAUAUAAUGCGUCUGUUAUGCAACAAGAUGAUUUAUUGUAUCUUUACGGUCGGUACAAGCAAGCAAAUUUUGGAGCUUGCAAUGAACCAAUGCCGGGUAUUUUAAAAUUCAGAAAUCGGAGCAAAUGGUCAGCUUGGAACAAGCUGGGAAAUAUGUCGAAAGAAGAUGCAAUGAAAGAAUAUAUUGACAGAGUAACCCUUUUAAGUCCUGAAUGGGAUUCAGCUAAUACGGUAGACAAAUCAGAGAAAAAACAUUAUGGUCCUGUAAACAGUACGCAUUUAAGAACUGAUCCGGAGUUGAAAGAAGAAUCAAAAACAAUCUUUGAUUUUGUAAAAGAAGGAAACUUAAAUAAACUUGAGCUUUUGUUUUCAUCGAAUCCUGAGCUGAGAGACAAAACUGACGAAGAUGGUUUAUCUCUCUUACAUUGGGCUUGUGACCGUGGAUAUUCGGAUAUUGCUAAGUUUUUGAUUUCUGCAGGUGCAGAAGUUAAUUGUCAGGAUAAAGACGGGCAGACGCCUUUGCAUUAUGCUUCCUCAUGUGGGCAUGAGAAUGUUAUUAAACUGCUAAUGCAAAAUGGUGCUAAAGUUAAUAUUUAUGAUUCUGAUGGUUUGACAGCUUCUGAUGUUGCUUACAACACAUCUGUGAAAGACCUUGUAAAUAUUAAUUCUGUUUAACUUCACUAGUGCAUCAAAGAAUUCAAUGAAAAACACUAUGCAGUUACAAAAAGGUUUUUCAUGUGUUGUUAGCUGAUCCAAGUAAACCUUAAAAAUAUUUGGUUAAAUCAAGCUGUGAUUUUAUGGAUAGUGGUACAAUGUUAUGUAUUUUUUAAUUCCUUACGGGAUAUUAAUACUUGAUUAGUUUGUAAUUACGAAUCUGCAGUUUUGUGUUAACUUUUCAGCAUUCCCAUUUAUGUUGAAAGAUAUUUCUGAAUAAGCUUUGGAAAUCUAUGUAAAAUCAAAAGUUAAUUUAUUAAUUGAGCUUCUAGAUUUUAAUUUUUAUUAUAUGAAAUUGUAUGAUUGGGUAUUAUUUGUUUCGGGUUGUAAUUUUUUUAAAAUUGGGGAAUAUUUUGAUAUUAAUAUGCUAUUACUGAUUUUGUUUCUGGGAUGAGCCUUUUUAAAAACGUGAGGAAAUUAGGAAAAAAGCAACCUUAGGUUGUGUAGGUAUGGAAACAUCCCCUGGAAUAAAACUAUUGAUUUUAAGAGUGAUCAGACACAGAUCAUUUUCCUUCAAGUGCAAAAAGAAAAGGAAUCUAUAGCUGAUCAAUCUUGAGAUUAGUACUUUUAUUUAAAAUUUUAUCCCAACAUAUUUUUGACUAAUUUAAAAUUGUACAUGGACAUGUUUCUCUUAAAAUUUGAUCAGAGAAAAUAUCAAAAAAAUUUAUAUCUUGCUAAAACCAUGCAGACAGAUAUUAUAGCUUUUUAUUUGUUUAUUUGAAGGAGAAAGGAUGUCUUGUCAGAUUUAUUAAUUUGGAUAUUUUAUAAAAAUAUCAUUAAUGACAUUUUUACAGUAAUUUCAGCAAAUUGCAACCUUAUGGCAAGUACAGCUGUAGAUGGCAUUUAUUUAUAAUUUCAUUUUAUGGAAGAAAACAGAUAGUGUCCUGCAUUUUUAAUUUUUUUAUGUAGUCACAAGAAAGAACACAUAAUUUAUAGUUGAAUCAACUGAGGUUUAAUUUAUUGUUUAGUGCAUUUAUUAGAACUUGCAGAGAAAUUAACAACUUUAUAAAUUCAGUUACUCACUAAAAUAAAAUAGCUUUUGUUCCCGAUUUCAUGCUCUAUGGAUGUGUUUCUAUCUAUAAUAAAUAGACCAGAAACACUAGUGUAUAUUGCUGCCAGUUGACUCACAUCAAAUCAUCACCAUUAUAAAUGUGGUUUGCGUAUGAGAAAUUUAAUCAUUAAAAUAUUGUUUUCUGUAUUUCUUGAUAACAUUUUGAGUUAAUAUUAUUUUAUGCUGUGAGGAUGGUGUUUUUUUUUUAAUAUUUACAUCUUUGCUUAUGUUUUCUGAAAGGCUGCUCUUUUUCAGAGAUGGUCACCAUGAGAUGAUUCAUUAUAUGUUUCUAAUGCUGUGUAAUAUAUUUGCUGCAAGAUUUUUGUUACUGCAACUUCUUUAAAUUAUUUCUUGUCAAUGACAGAACUAAAACUAAUUGCUGAUGAUAAAAGAUUUUUUUUAUUUUUCUCAUUUAUUCCAUUUUAUGUGUGGAAACAAAAUGCUAAAAAGAUAAAACUGGAAAACUGAAAUAUUUCUAUUAUUAAAUUUUGUUUUAAGUACUUUU
Stegodyphus dumicola is the source of this 2613-nucleotide messenger RNA. Its product is annotated as acyl-CoA-binding domain-containing protein 6-like. Lineage: Eukaryota; Metazoa; Arthropoda; Arachnida; Araneae; Eresidae. Gene Ontology annotation, molecular function: protein binding; fatty-acyl-CoA binding. The record is from RefSeq and is a predicted model, not a curated record.